AAAAUAGGGAUCAAAACAAAGAUAGAUUAAUCUCAAAAUGUGUAGCGUUUCAAUACAAAUGGCAAUUCCUAGGAACCUAGCUAAUCAUCUUCAUCUUCAUAACUCAGACAUCAAGUCUUUAAAAAUGUCUACUAGUAGCAGAAUCAGCACUAGUGCUGAUGCUGCUCGUCUCCGCCGCCUGCGUUGCUCCUCGCAACUCACUGCUGAUCAGCUACCAACACAGCGGCGAUCUGGAAACUACAGCCCUUCCCGUUGGGACGCCGACUACAUCCAAUCGCUCCACAGUGAUUAUAAGGAAGAAAGGCACAUGAGAAGGGCUUCUGAACUAAUAAUGCAAGUGAAGAUGAAACUGAAGAAAGAAACUGAUCCGAUUCGACAGCUCGAGUUGAUCGACGACUUGCAGAGGCUGGGUCUCUCGGACCAUUUCCAGAUUGAAUUCAAAGAAAUCCUAAAUUCUGUAUAUUUGGACAAUAAAUACUAUUACGAGAAGGGCGAGAUGAAAGAAGAAAGGGAUCUCUACUCGACGGCUCUUGCAUUCAGACUCCUCCGAGAACAUGGUUUUCGAGUUGCUCAAGAGGUGUUGGACUGUUUCAAGAACGAGGAGGGUGAGUUCAAGCUGAGCCUCUUCGACGACACCAGAGGAUUGCUGCAGCUCUACGAAGCCUCUUUCUUGUUGACGGAAGGCGAAGACAAGCUCGAGCUAGCUAGAGAAUUUGCUAACAAAAUUUUGCAGGAAAAACUCAAUGAUAAAAUAGAUGAUGACUACCUUUCGACGUGGAUACGGUAUUCUUUGGACAUCCCAAUUCAUUGGAGGAUUCAAAGGGCAAAUGCAAGUGUGUGGAUCGAUGCAUAUAAGAGAAGAAACGACAUAAAUCCGUCGGUGUUGGAGCUUGCCGUGUUGGACCUUAAUAUGGUUCAAGCACAAUACCAAGAAGAACUCAAACAAGACUUGGGGUGGUGGAGAAAUACGAGCAUCGUUGAGAAGCUCCCCUUCGCGAGGGACAGGUUAGUGGAAUGCUACUUUUGGACAACUGGGAUCGUGCAGCCUCGUCAACAUGCGAAUGCGAGGAUAACAGUGGGCAAAGUCAAUGCUCUUAUUACAACCCUAGAUGAUGUUUAUGAUGUCUAUGGCACCUUAGAAGAACUCGAACAAUUCACAGAGGCCAUUCGAAGAUGGGAUAUCAGUUCAAUCGACCAACUGCCAAGCUACAUGCAAUUGUGCUUUCUUGCAUUGGAUAACUUUGUCAACGACACAGCCUACGACGUUCUCAAAGAGCAAGGUUUCAACGUCAUUCCUUAUCUGCGAAAAACGUGGAGGGAUUUGGUGGAGGCAUAUAUGAUAGAGGCAAAAUGGUACCACAAUGGACACAAACCAAAUUUGGAAGAGUAUCUCAACAUCUCAUGGAUGUCAAUCGGAGGCCAUGUUAUUCUAACCCAUGCAUUCUUCCGAGUAACACGAGCUCUCACAAAGGAGGCUUCCGACACUCUCUACGGAUACCACGAUUUAGUUCGUUGGUCAUCAAUCAUCCUGCGACUUGCUGAUGAUUUAGGCACCUCUGUGGAUGAGGUGAGCAGAGGCGACGUGCCGAAAUCAAUCCAGUGCUACAUGAGCGACAACAACGCCUCGGAGGCUGAGGCGCGAGAGCACGUGAAAGGGUUGAUCGCGGAGACGUGGAAGAAGAUGAACUCGGAUAGAGUGGCGAAGGAUUCUCCAUUUUGCCAAGAUUUCAUAGGAUGCGCGGUGGAUUUGGGAAGAAUGGCGCAGUAUAUGUACCACUACGGAGACGGCCAUGGCAUACAACACCCCAUCAUACAUCGCCAGAUGACCGGCUGCUUGUUCCGCCCUUUCGUCUGAUCAACGCUCCAUUUCUCUUCGUGUCGAAAUGGAGAUGCUAUACUUAGAGGGUGUUUGGCUGAGCUUGUAAGCUCUUUAAAAUAUAUUUAUAAUUGACUAGUCGUUUAUUCGAACUUUACUAAUGCAUUCAUGAUCGAA
Messenger RNA from Salvia miltiorrhiza (redroot sage), 1993 nucleotides. RefSeq names its product cineole synthase 1, chloroplastic-like. The coding region runs from base 38 to 1855 and encodes 605 amino acids. Gene Ontology annotation, molecular function: terpene synthase activity; magnesium ion binding. Lineage: Eukaryota; Viridiplantae; Streptophyta; Magnoliopsida; Lamiales; Lamiaceae. The transcript has 7 exons. The record is from RefSeq and is a predicted model, not a curated record. Gene Ontology annotation, biological process: diterpenoid biosynthetic process.